AUGAAUAAUAGUAUUGAACUCCCACGUUCGCACAUGAAAACGCAUCAGAGCUUGCGCACAGUUUUAAAUAAGUGCCCAAUUGCAGGAGGGUCUGUUUGCUGAAUUUCUCAGCCAUUUAAACGCUUCUCUUUGACGAAUCAACUUUUGCCCAUUUAUCCUUUAUUUCUAAACCUCCCCUUUUCUGUCAGAUUCAUCUUUUUUUCCCCCGAUUUUACUGCCCCUUUUCUACGACCAUAAUGCCACUGGAUUCCUCUUCUGAACAAGACCAGGAGGAUUCUGAAGCUGAGUUCGUUGAAAUUGAUCCCACUGGUCGUUACGGUCGGUACAAAGUGGUUUUAGGAAGAGGGGCUUUCAAAAAAGUAUAUAGAGCAUUUGAUGAAUUGGAAGGAAUUGAAGUAGCAUGGAAUCAGGUUAAGGUUGCUGAUCUAUUACGUAAUUCUGAGGAUUUGGAGCGUCUCUAUUCAGAAGUUCAUUUGCUUAAAACUCUGAAACACAAGAACAUUAUUAAAUUUUAUAAUUCCUGGGUUGAUACUAAAAAUGAGAGUAUCAAUUUUAUUACUGAGAUUUUCACUUCCGGUACACUGCGCCAGUAUAGAAAGAAACAUAAGCAUGUUGAUCUAAGAGCAUUGAAGAAGUGGUCUAGGCAGAUUUUAGAAGGUCUUUCUUAUCUUCACAGUCAUGACCCACCAAUUAUUCAUCGAGAUCUCAAGUGUGACAAUAUUUUUGUAAAUGGAAAUCAAGGUGAAGUGAAAAUUGGUGAUCUGGGAUUGGCUGCCAUUCUUCAACAGGCACGUUCAGCUCAUAGUGUCAUUGGCACACCUGAAUUCAUGGCACCGGAGCUCUAUGAAGAGGAAUACAAUGAACUUGUGGAUAUAUAUGCCUUUGGCAUGUGCUUGCUAGAACUAGUGACCUUUGAAUAUCCCUAUGUUGAAUGCACCAAUGCUGCCCAAAUAUACAAGAAAGUGACAUCAGGAAUAAAGCCAGCAUCAUUGGCAAAAGUGACAGAUCCUGGUGUUCGAGCAUUUAUAGAAAAAUGCAUUGCAAAAGUCUCUGACCGGUUGUCUGCCAAGGAACUUUUGGGAGAUCCCUUUCUACAAUCAGAUGAGGAAAAUGAGAGUACAGGUCGUUCUGCACAAGCCAGAAUUCAUCAUUCAGCUGGGACUUCUAGUCAGGUAAAAGUUGAUAGAAAUGCCCAGUAUCCUCCAGCUGUGACAAGUGGGGACUUUACCGUGCAAGGUCACCGGAGGGACAAUAACACUAUUUUUCUUAAACUAAGAAUAGCAGAUUCCACAGGCCAUUUUCACAAUAUCCACUUCCCAUUUGAUAUACCGGUAGACACAGCGAAUUCUGUUGCUAGUGAAAUGGUUAAUGAGUUGAAUCUGACAGAUCAAGAUGUCUCAGCAAUUGCAGCAAUGAUCAACUCAGAAAUUCAGACUCAUAUUCCAGAUUGGGAACCUAGAGAAGUUUCUGGGGAUAAUCUUUCUGAAGAGGUUGCAAAUUUUGAUAGGCGUUCCCCUAAAACCAAGGAUAACACUUCUCCCUUGAGAAAUGACCCAAUCCUGCCUUUUGGUGGCCUCCAAUUAGAGAGAUUGCCAUCAGGUCAUAAGUACUGGUCUGACUCACCCAAGGGAGUCAGUAGGAGCUCUCAAGGCAUGUCUGCUAUGUCAAACCUGUCACCUUCAACUUUAAACGUUGAAAAUAGAUUGACUGACAAUGAUGCAAGGAUUCCUAACAGCAGAAGAGAUGGUGAGAGUCCAAAUGGUGCUGCGUCGCUUGAACAGCUGGAGGCUGGAGGUUUGUCUUGCAAAAAUGAUGAUGUUGAAGGAAAAGAACGUAGUGGAAUUUCUGAUUCACAAUCAGGAGAGGUCAAGAAAAUUGUGGAGGAACUCAAGCAGCUAUUUGUAAAGCAACAACAGGAGGUAGACAAGUUAAAGCAGAAGCAUAAGUUAGCUGUAUCAGAGUUUCUGAAGGAACUAUCCACAGAAAUUCGUGAAAAGGUUUUAGAUGAAUUUAAGCUGAACAUUCCUGAAUUUAGGCCAGACUGAGGCACUGUUAAACUGAAACAAGUUGCAAAUCCCUGUUGUACAAUUCGAAGUGUUUCCAUUGCACAUCUGCAACAUGGAAAUAGUUGGUAAUGUCAUGCAUCUUAUACAAGACCAAACAUUUUUCAGGAAGUUCAUAGAUUCUUUACUCUUGUCAAUUAAGUUGGCAGUAUGAGUAGCAGAACAUGGUGCCUUGAGAACAGGUUUUACUAAAGAGGAUUAUAUGUCUGGGAACUCCAAUUUAUGCCCUGGUUGAACAUUAUUGAAAAAAAAACCCAGCUUGUUUUUGAGAGUUGACGUGUCACAUGUCAAAAGGAAACCAUGCCUAAUUUUAUUUUCCCCAAAUUUGCCGUGCUGCAGGUGCAAUAUUGCUCUGGACGUUAGUGUAGUAAGGUGAGUUAUGAAUUAUAGUUUGAUAAAGGUCAUCAAUGAAUUGUAUGGAUUUUAUACCUGUAAAUAUAGCUUGUAGGCAAGUUUAGCCGUUCCAGAUUACUGUUGUUGAAAAUGCGAAUAUGUUUCAGUGUUAUUGGGGACUUGUUUGUGUUGUGAUAAGGGUGAAGAUUCACAGAAAGUUGAAUUGUUUUUGUUGCAUGCUUGCCGAAUGUCUAUUUGGCAGUUAUGUUGUUCAUAAUAAAAUGGAAUUGUUGGUUUUA
Mangifera indica (mango) is the source of this 2695-nucleotide messenger RNA. RefSeq names its product probable serine/threonine-protein kinase WNK3. The record is from RefSeq and is a predicted model, not a curated record. Gene Ontology annotation, biological process: protein phosphorylation; intracellular signal transduction. Gene Ontology annotation, molecular function: protein serine/threonine kinase activity; ATP binding. Bases 237 to 2045 code for a protein of 602 amino acids. Gene Ontology annotation, cellular component: cytoplasm. NCBI's taxonomy places the organism in Eukaryota, Viridiplantae, Streptophyta, Magnoliopsida, Sapindales, Anacardiaceae. The transcript is spliced from 8 exons.